Molecule: messenger RNA, 1344 nt
Organism: Pseudomassariella vexata
Lineage: Eukaryota; Fungi; Ascomycota; Sordariomycetes; Amphisphaeriales; Pseudomassariaceae
Product: putative S-adenosyl-L-methionine-dependent methyltransferase-domain-containing protein
Exons: 2
Coding region: 1-1344 (447 amino acids)
Biological process (GO): mitochondrial respiratory chain complex I assembly
Cellular component (GO): mitochondrion
Molecular function (GO): protein-arginine omega-N symmetric methyltransferase activity
Source: RefSeq, a predicted model, not a curated record
AUGCAGACAACUGGACCUAUUACUUUGGCAAGCUACAUGCGCAUGUGUCUUACUUCAGACGUUGGUGGCUAUUACACUGGAGCUCUUGAGGAAGGUCGUGAUCAAUUUGGUCGGAAGGGCGACUUCAUCACAUCACCCGAGAUAUCCCAAGUCUUCGGCGAGCUCAUUGGCAUCUGGUUCGUUGCGGAAUGGAUGUCUCAGGGUAAACCUAAGCAGGGCGUAGAGCUUGUUGAAGUUGGGCCCGGAAGAGGCACUUUGAUGGACGACAUGCUCCGUACUAUUCGAAACUUCCCCGACAUGGCUGGCAGCAUUGAUGCUGUCUAUAUGGUGGAAGCAAGUCGCGAGCUGCGCAUAGCUCAGAAAAACUUGCUCUGUGGAGAGGACGCGCCCAUGUCUGAGUCCAAAUCGGGUUAUCACAGCACCUGCAAGUACUUAGACGUUCCCAUUGUGUGGAUGGAAACAAUACGGUCCCUCCCUAGAGACCCGAAUCGAACCCCUUUCAUUGUGGCCCACGAGUUCUUCGACGCUCUACCCAUCCACGCUUUCCAAGUCGUCGAGGUGCCCCCACCCCAGCAGACCACUCCUUCACCUUCCAACUCCCGAGCCGCACCCUCCGAGCCCAAAUCCCCAACCCUCCAAUGGCGCGAAAUGGUCGUAGCCCCCACUCCUUUAGGCUCAACUCAUACCUCCCUCGGCACCCCGAAAUCCGAACAACACUCAGGGCCCCCUCCCGAAUUCCAACUCACCCUCUCGCCCACCUCAACCCGCCAUGCCCUCUACCUCCCAGAAUCCUCCCCACGCUACCGCGUCCUGAAGUCCACCCCCACGUCCCUCAUCGAAGUCUGUCCCGAUGCCUCCCUCUACGCCUCCAAUUUCGCCGCCCGCAUUGGCGGCUCCCCGCAACACCCUAAACCGAAACCCUCGGGUGCGGCGCUGAUCCUCGACUACGGCCCCGCAAAUACCAUCCCGGUCAACUCGCUCCGCGGCAUCCGGAAACACCAGCGCGUGAGUCCCUUCAGUGAGCCCGGGCUCGUCGAUCUCAGCGCCGAUGUGGAUUUCAUGGGUAUUGCUGAGGCGGCUAUGAAGUCUAGUGAAGGAGUCGAAGUGCAUGGACCGGUUGAGCAGAGCGACUUCCUUGAGGCGAUGGGGAUUAGACAAAGGGCGGAGAUGUUGGUUAAGAAGGCCGGGGAUGGGGCGAGAGCGAGGGAGAUUGAGGGGGCGUGGAAGAGAUUGGUAGAUCGGACGCCGGGGGGGAUGGGGAAGGUGUAUAAGGCGUUGGCGAUACUGCCUGAAAAUGGUGGGAAGAGAAGGCCUGUUGGGUUUGGCGGGGAUAUUGGUGGUUAG